AUGGACGAUUUGAUCUUCAGGGAGCAGUCUUCGUCCGAUUCAUCGGUCAACCUCAAUGCCUCAGCAGUUCCGUCGAUCAUCGUCUGCAACACGGUGCUCAUCGUGAUUGCGAGCAUUGGGGUGCUGGUGCGUGUAUUCGUGCGGACCCAAUAUCUUUCCGGACUGGGGGCAGAUGACUAUCUGUGUAUAGUGAGCUGGGUGUUUACACUUGCGCUAUGCAUUCUGUGUAUAUUGAUGACCAACUAUGGCUUUGGAAAACACAUCGAGACAAUCCACGACACUGCAACCCUGGAGAUGUUCCUCAAGCUGGACUUCGCCACCAUGAUCGCCUACCUCAUCGCCCUGGGCACCGUCAAAUGCUCCUUCUGUAUCUUGUACCUCCAGAUUUUUCCGGGAAAAACCUUCCGCAUUAUCUGCUGGUGCCUGACAGCCCUGCUCGUGGCCGAAACAACCGAGGAGUGUCUGGUGGUGGUGUUCCAAUGCACGCCCAUCCAUAAAGCCUGGGAUUCGCAGGGCGUGGUCAAGGGGGAAUGUCUCUCUCUGACGGCAUUCUACUACAUCUCGUUUGGAAUCCGUCUGGCGACCGACCUGGCUAUUUUCGCCCUCCCAAUUCCCAAACUGGUGCGGCUGAAUAUGACCCGCGGUAAACGCGCGGGGUUGGUGUUCAUGUUUGGCCUGGGAGUUCUGGUCUCCGUGACGAGUAUCAUCCGGGCGACUUAUAUCAGUAAUUUCUCGCUGGACCACACGUGGACGCUGGUGAACCCACUCAACUGGUCCAGUGUGGAGGUGGCGGUGGCCAUCUUCAUCGCGUGCAUUCCUAGUUUCAAGAGUCUCAUCUCCUUCCGAUUCCCCGCCCUGCAGCGUCUGCUCGGUCUCUCCAGCAAGGGCGACUCGACGGGUCGAUCGCGCAUGUACGGCACCUCGGGCCGCCGCACCACGCAUGGACGGUCGCUGGCGCAUCAGAGCAUCAAGCUGGAUACAGUGACGGGCCAGAGUCGGGCAGACAUCGAGGCCAGCUUGAAUGGGUCGGAAGAGCGCAUCUUCCCGGUGCACGCGGGCAUCCAGAUCACGACGCAUGUCAGCGUCAACCAGAGUGAUUGA
This is a messenger RNA of Aspergillus aculeatinus CBS 121060, 1101 nucleotides long. RefSeq lists its product as uncharacterized. NCBI's taxonomy places the organism in Eukaryota, Fungi, Ascomycota, Eurotiomycetes, Eurotiales, Aspergillaceae. The transcript is spliced from 6 exons. The record is from RefSeq and is a predicted model, not a curated record. The coding region runs from base 1 to 1101 and encodes 366 amino acids.